Messenger RNA from Austrofundulus limnaeus, 3669 nucleotides. RefSeq names its product AVL9 homolog (S. cerevisiase) (gene avl9). Gene Ontology annotation, cellular component: cytoplasm. Lineage: Eukaryota; Metazoa; Chordata; Actinopteri; Cyprinodontiformes; Rivulidae. The record is from RefSeq and is a predicted model, not a curated record.
AAUACGGAAGUGAGCAGUAGGGAACUCUCUUGUCAGUGUUUUUGGCUAUCAGGUUCCUGGCUGUGCUGCUGUUCCUUGUGAGUGAAACGUAUGAUUCGGGUUUGAAACUYGGCUCUGUUUGUUGUGUUUACGUCCGAACCCCCGGGCCGAAGGACAGAACACUAAAAGGGGGAAUGGAGUCUCACGGCAGAGACGAAGGGAAAGGUCCGGUGUUGCACAUCGUGGUUGUUGGGUUUCACCACAAAAAAGGCUGUCAGGUUGAGUUCUCGUACCCCCCUCUGAUGCCAGAUGAGGGUCACGACAGCAACCUGCUACCAGAGGAGUGGAAAUACCUCCCUUUCCUGUCUCUUCCUGAUGGAGCACACAACUACCAGGAGGACACAGUUUAUUUCCAUCUGCCACCUCUCAGUGGAGACACAAAGUGCGUUUAUGGAGUUUCCUGCUAUCGCCAAAUAGAAGCAAAGGCUCUGAAGGUCCGACGGGCUGAUGUCACCAGGGAGACGGUUCAGAAGAGCGUCUGCGUCCUCAGUCGAGUGCCUCUCUACGGUUUACUUCAAGCAAAGCUGCAGCUCAUCACACACGCCUACUUCGAGGAGAAGGAUUUCUCGCAGAUCUCCAUCCUGAAGGAGCUGUACGACCACAUGAACAGCUCUCUCAGGGGGUCAGCUCUGGAUGGCUCACAAGUUUAUCUAGGCUUAUCACCGAGAGACCUAAUCCUUCACUUUCGACACAAGGUUCUCAUUCUCUUCAAGCUCAUUCUGCUAGAGAAGAAGGUUUUAUUCUACGUGUCUCCUGUUAACAGACUAGUGGGAGCUCUGGUUACGGUUCUGUCACUGUUUCCAGGGAUGAUCGAACACGGCCUGGUGGAUUCGUCCCACUACCGCCCUAAGAGCAGCGUGUCGGAGGAUGUGAAUCUACUGGAGAGCGUUUCUGRAGCCGAGGAGUUUGUCUCUGUGUCCGUCACCGACCUGACCAACACUAACUUAGAGCUAGAGGGCGUGGAGGCGGCUCGUCCUGCUCCAGAGACUCUGUCCUCUGGGAAUAGCAAUGAGGACGACAACAACCACCUCAAACCUCCCUCGCGCCCCUCUCCUGAGUCCUCCGAUAGCGACUGGGAGACUCUGGACCCUAGCGUGUUGGAGGAAGGUGGUCCGAAAGGGGCAGCCGUCACGGGGUCAGAACUGUCGGAUACGUUUGACUCCAAACCYGAAACACCAAUCACAGUGCAGCCGCAGGCGGCCAGCGGUCAGGGAGGGGUCACCCAGGGGCUGGUGUUGGGUCUGGAGGAGGAUCAGUACGGCUUGCCGCUCGCCAUCUUCACUAAGGGCUACCUGUGCCUUCCUUAYAUGGCUUUACAGCAGCAUCACCUUCUAUCAGAUGUGACGGUGCGAGGCUUUGUUGCCGGGGCGACCAACAUCCUCUUCCGUCAGCAGAGACACCUCAGUGAUGCUGUCGUUGAAAUAACGAGAGGCUUCUGGCUGACUAUGGAGCUCCUUUCAUCGCGGCGUGGAAGAUCACUCACAACUACCGGGUGUGGUUCAGCAACAAACAUCCUGCCAUGACAGCCAUCACUCCAGGCCACCCCUUUCAGGGCCAGUACAGUGUAGCUGAUGUCAAACUACGACUCUCACACUCGGUGCAGAACAGCGAACGAGGGAAGAAGAUUGGAAAUGCCAUGAUGACAACCAGCCGCAGUAUGGUCCAGACCGGAAAGAUCGUGGGUCAGUCUGUGGGUGGAGCGUUGACGAGUGCCAAGUCUGCCAUGUCCUCCUGGUUUUCUACACUAGCUCCGCCCGCACCAGUGACCUCAUCGUCCUGUCCCGAACCUGCCACUGAGGCGAAGCAAUAACAGUCGGUGUCCAAAACUCCUCAGUGACUGUUUCUGUGUCCUCAACCUUUUGUUAAGGAUGUGAGUAGAAAAACAAACAUCUUUUUUUCCUCAAAUUUGAAGGGAGACCAAAAACUUGAUGAUCUCUGACGUGGAGAAUCUGGACUUUACACAAUGGCAUCCAAUUACCUGAACCGUCCAUAAACACUGUGAGGUAGAAACUGCCACCACUGUUGAUCAAAAUCAGAGAAUUGACCUCCCGUUUCUCUCCGCUGCAGUUUGGUUUCUUUCCCUGUGAGACACAAAAAAUGCUGUAUUUGGUUUUGCUGUAUUGCCUCUUUGCUGCAUAUUAUUCAGUUUAUCUGUUUUUUUUCCCUGCAAAUUUUACCAAUAAUAGCAUGAGCCAUGGCACCCUAAAAGUUUUAUCUUAUUAAGAUUUUAAUUCAUUCUGGUUUAAUACCUCUGUAAUAACACUGUGGUUAUUUUAGCAAAGGAGAAUUUAAGACAUCGACCUAGGGAUAGCUGAAAUCAGCUAGCAAUAAAAUUAUUUAUUUCUUUGAAGUUGCAACGAUUGAAAGAAAGACAAUGAAAAAAUAUGUUGAGUAAAUUUAUUAGCUAAAAUAUGGAAUGCAAAAUAAAUAAGUUAAAUAAGGCUUUAUUUUUUACUUUGUAACAGAAUUUUUUUUCACAAAAUUUUAACAGUUACCUUACAUUAAUUAGAAAUAAUGAGCAGUAAACAAUAAAUCACAUUUGUUCACCAAAAACUAACCAUAAAUUAUUUCUGGUGUGGUUGUACUUAAAGACAAUAAUUUUACAAAAUAAUGAAGAGUAGUAGAGGGGUGCUAAAGAAAACUGAGACACAAAAGCUCAAAUUUCUGUUUUUAUUUUAAAUUGUAGUCUUUUUUUUUUUUUAUAAAAUUCAUUGACACUUUCUUAUUUUAAUGGUCACAUUUUUUUAACUUAUUUUGAGACAUUUCUGUAUUGAUGACUUAUUUUGAGAGCCAUAUUAAAUGAAUGUUUCUUUUAAUCUGAAAGUAUUAAACAUAAAUGUGUUCGAUUCACUCCUGAUAAACACCUUCAAAGUUAGCAGAUGUUAAAGUUUGGACAUAGUUACUGAAACAACCACAGUGUGAUUACAGAAAUCCUCGUGAACCAAAAUGUAUAUUUUUAGGUUAAAAAACACCUGUUAGUUGUGAAGGAGUCUCUGAAAUUUGUGCGUUUGUUGGUAACCCCAUCCCAGGUCUUUUUCUACUUCCACACAUAUAAAUAUAUAUUUGAAGAAAUCUAUUUAGUAAAACGGAAACACUACCCUCAUUACAGAUGACAUAUUUAUUUGUUGUGUAACUUAUAUAAAAUAUUAAACAGGAAAAAAAAGAUAAAUAUGUACGAUUUCUCAUGACAACACUGGAAGAAGUGGACCACUGUGGUUAUUUGCACAAAGCAGCCUUUUUCUUGUCUCUUUGUGAUACUUUACCUUGUAAAACUGUCAUUUUUCAGAUGCUUACAGGAUCUUUUCCCUUCAUGCUGCUCAGACUUUGGGAUUAAAAGUAAUCUACUGAGCAUGCUCUCCUCUGACUUUUCCCGCUUUUAAAUACGUAAUGUUGGUCACAUGUGCUUCUGUCAUUUAGUGUUUCCUGGAUUAGGUUUGGUUAAAUAUAUGCUAUUUUUUGUUUCUUUUUUUUAUCUUCUGAAGAUCUAUUUUCAUUUUCUAUUUAAAUGUUCUGUAUGUAUUUUAUUUCACAGAAUAUUUUCCUGAGAGAUGCUUUUAAUGUUUUGGAGAAUGAAGUGAUAUACCAUGUUGCUGUAUUAAAAAAUAAAUAAAAAAUGCACUUUUAUUCUUA